AUGCCGCCGGACAGACUGUCCUUCACGGCCCUCAACGUCCCCGACGACGAGGUGCCAGAAUGGAUGGGCUCCUUCACGCUGGCGGCGCCGCCCAACACCGAUCUCUGGCGCAAGCCCCCCAGCCGCGACACCUCGACGGCGCCCAUUCUCUACACGGCGCUGCGCAACCCCUUCAUAGCCGCCGAGGUGACCGUGUCGGCGGACUGGGAAUUGGAAUGGGAUCAAGCCGGGUUGGUGAUAUUCGCGGGCGCGCCUCCAGGACCUCCAGGACGAACGGGAAAUUCGUCGCCGCAACAUCAGCAACCCACUCCCCUCGACGUUACACACUCUUCCCCUUCCGACCACGUCCACGACCCACCACCCGCCUACCUGGCCCCCGCCCCGGCCUCCAAAUGGGUCAAAGUCGGCCUCGAAUUCUGCAACAACGCAUGCCACGCCUCGUCCGUGUGCGCGACGUCGGACGGCGCCGACUGGGCCCUCAGCGCCCUACCGCCGCACCACGCGCGCCGGCUAGACCUGCGCGUCAAGAUGGAGCGCAUCGGGUAUGCACUGUGGGUGUAUUAUCGCGACGAGGUGGCGGGUUGGAAGAAGGUCAGGGAGGUGACGUGGUUCUUCUGGGGGGUCGAGGAUAAGGCGGUCAGGGUGGGCGUGUAUGCGAGUCGGCCGGCGAAUGUGGGGGUGAGUGUUUUUGAGCAGAGGAGGAUGAUUGGGGGAGGGGGAGGGGGAGGAGGGAUGGGGAUGGGGUUUAUGCAGAGGAAUUUGUGUGUGGAUUUUGAGGGGUUGGAGAUUUAUUAG
Messenger RNA from Westerdykella ornata, 795 nucleotides. RefSeq lists its product as uncharacterized. The transcript is spliced from 2 exons. The coding region runs from base 1 to 795 and encodes 264 amino acids. The record is from RefSeq and is a predicted model, not a curated record. NCBI's taxonomy places the organism in Eukaryota, Fungi, Ascomycota, Dothideomycetes, Pleosporales, Sporormiaceae.